Misgurnus anguillicaudatus (oriental weatherfish) is the source of this 3175-nucleotide messenger RNA. Lineage: Eukaryota; Metazoa; Chordata; Actinopteri; Cypriniformes; Cobitidae. The record is from RefSeq and is a predicted model, not a curated record.
ACACUGACAUCCAAUAUCGUUUCUCCACACGAAUACAACAGAGUCUUGUCAUUCAUGCGUUGAUUUGUUUUAUUUUGCAUUACAGGCUGCCGUAAAAGGGAUAAAAGCUUUGCGUUUUUACUUACAAAGUGCUGUUUUUUCACAGCGGAUCCCUUUUCCAGCGGAGACGGUGCGGUUGUCCGGCGGUGGUCUCUUUAACGGGAUUCACACCAGCUGUAUUCAGUACUGUAUUUGAGAAAUGAGCCCUGCACAACUGUACAUUGAAGAAUUUUAAAGGAAUGAACCGCAUUCUCGGGAAAAUCAUGGAAAAAUAAGAGUGAAUUACAUUUUGUUCAGGUGUGGUGUCGGCGGGCGUGAGACAGGAUGCCGCUGGUGAAACGCAGCAUCGAGCCGCGUCACCUGUGUCACACGGCUCUGCCGCACAGCAUUAAAAAUGAACUGGAGUGUGUGACAAACAUCUCGCUCGCCAACGUCAUCCGACAGCUCAGCAGUCUCAGUAAAUAUGCAGAGGAUGUAUUUGGAGAGCUCUUUAAUGAAGCACAUUCCUUUUCCUUCCGAGUGAACGCGCUCCAAGAAAGAGUCGACCGCCUGUCAAUCAGUGUCACUCAACUCGAUCCGAAGGAAGAGGAACUGUCUCUUCAGGAUAUCACGAUGAGAAAAGCUUUCCGCAGCUCCACCAUUCAAGAUCAGCAACUGUUUGAGCGUCAGUCUCUGCCAAUCCCGAUGCAGGAGACAUAUGAGUUAUGCGAGGAGCCUCCGCCCCUCAAUAUUCUCACACCCUAUAGGGAUGACGGGAAGGAGGGUUUGAAGUUUUACACCAACCCGUCGUAUUUCUUUGACCUGUGGAGAGAGACGAUGCUGCAGGACACAGAAGACAAGAGAAAAGAGAGGAGGAAGCAGAAGUUGCAGGAUCUUCACAUGUAUGAUCAGGUCUAUAAAUAUUUAGACCUUCCAGUGCAGAAGAACAUCGACCGACCUCACGACCUGGAGAAAAUCCCACGUGCUCCUCACGAUCGUAAGAAAGAGUGGCAGAAGAUGGCGUUAGGGGCGGAGCUCGCGGAUGAAGAUGCAGAAGACAAACACAAAGACACAAACGGUUCGGCCAUGUACAACGAUGCCAGGCAGAUGUAUAUCGAUCAACUAGACGGGCCGUUCUCUCUGGCUGCUUUACCGUACUCACAGAUGAACGAACUCCUGAACCGGACAGGAGACAGGACGUACGGUCGACCGCACGAUCCACCACCACCGCCACCUACAUACCCACCAGAUUUUAAACCAGCCUCUGUUCUCAGUUCCAGCUCAGGUUUCUCCGACAGCCUCCAGCAGUCUCCGGCUCGCACGCCCGUCUUCCUCAAUUCAAAUGCCCCGCCUCCGGCUCCUCCGCCUUUACCCCCGCCUCCUCCUCCUCUCCCGGCCACCGCCGGCCAAUCAAGUUCCCGAAUGCGAGGUGCGGCCCAGCUCCCCGUCCAUCCCCUUCCGUCUCAGCAGCCUCUGGCUAUCCCCCCUGCUCCGGCCCCCCUCCAGAUCGCUCCCGGAGUCUUACACCCUGCUCCCCCUCCGGUGGCCCCGCCCCUUCAUUCAUCGCCUGCCCGCAUACAACAAGACAAGGCCGCGCCCACUGCCGGAGAUGGAGCCGUCUUGCCGCCGCCCCCUCCUCCUCCUCCUUUGCCACUGCAGGGAAACAGAAGCUCCUCCCCCGGCCAACCGCCCAUCAUGCCCUCCUUCCCGUCAGGAGCCGUUUCGUCACCGCCCGCUCAUUCGGCUCACGAGGGCAAGAGGUAUCCUUCCAACCUGCCGCCCAUCAGCGACGCCCGCAGCGUUCUAUUGGAAGCCAUCCGUAAAGGCAUUCAGUUGAGGAAGGUGGAGGAACAGCGAGAACAAGAAGCCAAACACAAGCGUGUAGGAAACGACGUGGCCACGAUCCUCUCGCGCCGCAUCGCUGUGGAGUACAGCGACUCGGAGGACGAAUCGGAGUUUGAUGAAGUCGACUGGAUGGAAUGAGGAUCACAUACGAGUUUAGGAAAAACAGCUGAGAUCUCGGUUCACCUUUACAGGUUAUUAGGAACAUCGAGUCUCUCAGUUGCAGUUUAAUUCAGGUAACAUCAAGACUGCAGAUGUCAGCGUGUGAUGUUCCCAGAAUGCUUUGCUUUAAUGUUCUUUUAAACCACACGUUCACUUGUGAGUGCAUGUGGUGAAUGAUAAUGUUUAUGUCAAUUUUCAUCUGUUUGACAUUUGUUUCGAAGUAAGAACGACAAAAGGGUUGUGGUAAUGUAAAGAGUUAAACAGCAGCGCCCUCUACUGUCCACUAAAGAAACUACACACGUGCAGUCUCUGAAUUGAACUGAUGCUUAUUAUAGCUGAAAUAUCAUUACAGUUUUACAUUUCAUGUCAUGAUGUUAUUAUAUGGCUGUGAUGGGGAAAAACGAAAGGAAGGAACUUUUUAAAAAGUCAGAUUACUAACAUAAGUGAAUCUCAGGAUGAAACUUGUCACGAAUGCGUCGUAAAAAAGAAAGAAUAAAAAUGAUAUUUGGCUUAAAGGAAAAGAAGCAUAUUUUAAAAACAUUCUGCAAAAAGAAUCAAAUCAUUUAAAUGCCAUUCAAAUUUACUAGACUGCCAUUUUACUGUGGCCUUGUCGCAGUAGUUUUAUUGUAAAAUGGACACAAAUUACAGUAAAGCAAAUUUGGAGAAAUUAACAUCACAGUGGUUAUAAAAUCAGGCCUGAUUUACUUUAUAAUCACACUUUAUUUUGAUACGUGACUGUGUAAUAUUGAGAUUCACGUAUUAAACCUUGUUAAACGUGUCUGUCGAUUGUAAUUUAUUCCAUUUCUGGAUUUUAAAAUGUUCGUCAAAACAUAUAAACAGACUUUGUGAGAUUUUAAGGCGAGCAAUCACACAAUGUCUUGGUACUGUAUGUUUAAUAGAAGAAGGUCAAGUCAUUUUUAAAGCUCACUGUCUGUCUGUGUGUUUUCUCUUUCAUGCCUUAUGGUUUGUAUAAACGUUGAGGAGUUGAAUGUAUUGUUCUCUUACUUCUGCCUGCAUUUCCCAGCAUUCGCUGUUUCUAUGUUGAAGACGAGGAAAAAAGAAACAGAAAUUAAAAUACUGUAUACCGUGUUAUGUAUGUUAACUGUUUACUGUAACAGUUUGCUUGAAUUAAUAAAAACUAAUGUUUAAGGUU